CUCCCCUGUUCCUCCUCUCCAUGGCCGCCGCCGCUUCUGCCGCCGCCGCCGCCGCCGGAGCAUUGCCAUGACUCGCCUCGGCCAGACUCUGGCCCACGUCGAAGCCCGAUGGUUCGGCCUCGUCCGCAGAUUGUUCCACGUCGUAUGGACCCACCUCCUUUCCUGCUCCGGCGGCGACGGCAACGACCGCCGCUACCGGCAACUCAAGCCAGCUGCUCCGACCUCCGCCGCCGCUGCCCCUCCGGAAGAUGAAGGAGCCGCCGCAGUGAACUCCACCGUCGAGGCGGAGGCGGAGGCGGAGGAGGUGCUGUCGCUGAAGAUUAGCCUCCUCGGCGACUGCCAAAUUGGGAAAACUAGCUUCAUGAUCAAGUACGUGGGAGAUUUGGAAGAACAGAAGGGCCUGGAAAUGACAGGUUUGAAUCUGAUGGAUAAAAUCUUUGUGAUCAAGGGAGCCACGAUCGCGUUUAGGAUUUGGGAUGUUGCAGGAGAUGAGCAAUCUCUGGAUCAAGUUCCAAUCGCAUGCAAAGAUGCCGUGGCAAUUCUCAUAAUGUUUGAUCUUACCAGUCGUUGUACACUGAACAAUGUGAUUUGUUGGCAUCAACGAGCAAGAAAAUGGAAUAAGACAGCAAUUCCUAUUCUGAUAGGGACUAAGUUUGACAAUUUUGCUGAACUUCCUCUCGAAAUGCAAUGGAUGAUCGUUAAUCAAGCCAGGGCAUGUGCAAGAGCAAUGAAGGCGACACUGUUUUUUUCGAGCACGACGCACAACAUCAAUGUGAACAAGAUUUUUAAGUUCAUCGCGGCUAAGUUGUUCAAUUUGCCAUGGACGAUUGAGAGAAAUUUAACUAUCGGAGAACCUAUCAUUGAUUUUUAGUCUUUUAUUUUCUUUUUUGAUGGCAUCACUGCCACAAGAGUGUAUAUAUUAAUCUCAUAAGUUCCAAAACUAAUCAUUUUUAUUUUGAGUAAUCAAUCAACGAGAGUUGAGAUUGGUUGA
Zingiber officinale is the source of this 991-nucleotide messenger RNA. Its product is annotated as septum-promoting GTP-binding protein 1-like. Gene Ontology annotation, molecular function: GTP binding; GTPase activity. Bases 68 to 871 code for a protein of 267 amino acids. The transcript has 6 exons. Lineage: Eukaryota; Viridiplantae; Streptophyta; Magnoliopsida; Zingiberales; Zingiberaceae. The record is from RefSeq and is a predicted model, not a curated record.